GACAGUCUUCUUUCCCUUUUAGACCUGUUUAUUUUUUUGACAUGACACGAUUCAACGGUUGUAUCGAUCUCCAUCACGGCAAAGUCAAGCAAAUUGUGGGUGGCUCACUUUUAGACCACUCUCCCGAUCAACUCACUACGAAUUUUGUGUCCGAAGAAUCGCCUAGUUUUUAUUCUAAGCUUUACAAGGAAAACAAUGUGACACGCUGUCAUGUCAUCAAGUUGGGACCCAACAAUGAUGAAGCAGCAGAAGAGGCAUUAGCAGCUUGGCCCCAGGGACUUCAGGUGGGUGGUGGCAUCAGCCUCGAGAAUGCUCAACACUGGUUAUCACUCGGCGCCUCUAAACUUAUUGUUACGAGCUAUUUAUUCCCCGGUGCUACUUUCUCCAAAGAGAGACUGGUUCAACUUUGUGAGCUUGUAGGCAAAGAUCGAUUGGUAGUAGAUGUCAGUUGUCGUAGAAAGAAUAAUAAGUGGGUGGUUGCCAUGGACAAGUGGCAAAAGAUGACAGAUAUGGAAGUUAACAAAGAAACCCUCGAUAUGCUUAGCCAAUACUGCAGUGAAUUUUUAAUUCAUGCAGCUGACGUAGAAGGUCUUUGUAAUGGGAUCGAUGAAGAUUUGGUUGAACGCCUUGGUGAAUGGGUGACCAUUCCUACUACCUAUGCUGGUGGUGGAAGAUCUAUGGAAGACUUGCGACUUGUAGAUAAAUUAUCCAACGGUAAAGUCGAUUUAACAUUUGGAAGCGCGUUGGAUAUCUUUGGUGGUAAUGGGGUUACUUUUGAAGAGUGUGUUGAAUGGAACAAAACUCAUUAAAUAAAAAAUUUGAAUUGUAACUCA
Messenger RNA from Mucor mucedo, 833 nucleotides. Its product is annotated as phosphoribosylformimino-5-aminoimidazole carboxamide ribotide isomerase. Gene Ontology annotation, biological process: L-histidine biosynthetic process; L-tryptophan biosynthetic process. Bases 42 to 809 code for a protein of 255 amino acids. Gene Ontology annotation, molecular function: 1-(5-phosphoribosyl)-5-[(5-phosphoribosylamino)methylideneamino]imidazole-4-carboxamide isomerase activity. NCBI's taxonomy places the organism in Eukaryota, Fungi, Mucoromycota, Mucoromycetes, Mucorales, Mucoraceae. Gene Ontology annotation, cellular component: cytoplasm. The record is from RefSeq and is a predicted model, not a curated record. The transcript has 7 exons.